GCGCUUUUUCCUUUUAGAGUUAAAUCCCCUUUACCACCGACCACGACCACGACAACCACCAAAGCGUCUCCCAUCUAUCGCCAUCGAACCCACAAUGAGCAGCCCUACUCAUGCAUCGCCUCCACACUCAUAUCCUCUGCGAUCCGCGAUGAAGCACUCAUCUGCAGCAACUUCACCAGUCUCUUCACCACCCGUACGGUCGCAAACACUACCUGGAACGCCAGACAUGGAAUCACUUCCUCUCUCCACGACAUCGACAUCGACAUCGACCUCGUCUUGUCAUCAUGGCGAUUCUCUUCAAAAGACUUCUUCACAACUCAGCUUUGGAUCUCAGUCGCCAUCACCUUAUUUUGCCAUGUUGCCACGGACCCCCGUUCCGGGAUAUCAGCCAAAAGUGUCGUUUGAUACUUUUGAGAACUCUGCGGCGAACAUGUUCAGCUUCACGUUGAGCUCAAAGUCGGAUGGUUAUAAGAGAACGCGGAAUACGAGAAUCUUUCUAUGUGCAACGUCCCCAGACGAGUCCGGGUCUGGAGCAUUAGACUGGGCUCUUGAAUCUUUCGUGCAAGACGGGGACGAAUUUGUCGUGUUCAGAGGGAUAGAAGAGGACGACUUAGAGAAAGACCACGACUCAAUUCGGGACGAUGCUCGAGAAUUGAUGAAAUAUGUACAGGAAAAGAGUCAAGAAGUUGAUCCCGACCGCAAACUAUCGAUCAUCUUGGAGUAUAUUGCGGGCAAAGUUACGGAUACACUAGACCGUCUUAUCGUGUUGUACAGACCUGAUUCAGUGAUAGUGGGAACUCGAGGACGCAAAAUAUGGCAAAUGGGACUUAAAGGCACCAUGGGAAGCGUUAGCAGAUAUUGCUUGACACAUUCUCCAGUUCCCAUCAUCGUCGUUCGACCGGAAAGGAAGACGAAGAAAGCGAUUGAAAAACGACGGGCAGAUCCUAAACGAGGAUUCCAUUUCGGUUGAUGAAUUCCGCUCGAACAUCUUUUCUUGGGGAGGCCGGUUCUUUAGGAUCCCGCAUUCGAAUGAAUCGCCGGGUUUGGUUCGCCGAUGAUUCGAGUUGCUUUGCGCCAGGCGCGAUAUGAUACAUGAACAUCAACAGUAGAGACCAUCGCGAAACGACCUUUUUGUAGCAUACACCAUUAUACCCUUGUUUGUAUACGAAGAAAGCUUAUGAAAUGAGCAUUUUGCGAGAUAAUACA
Messenger RNA from Marasmius oreades (fairy-ring Marasmius), 1206 nucleotides. RefSeq lists its product as uncharacterized. Bases 95 to 970 code for a protein of 291 amino acids. The record is from RefSeq and is a predicted model, not a curated record. NCBI's taxonomy places the organism in Eukaryota, Fungi, Basidiomycota, Agaricomycetes, Agaricales, Marasmiaceae. The transcript is spliced from 6 exons.